Molecule: messenger RNA, 4863 nt
Organism: Botrytis cinerea B05.10
Lineage: Eukaryota; Fungi; Ascomycota; Leotiomycetes; Helotiales; Sclerotiniaceae
Exons: 4
Coding region: 235-4338 (1367 amino acids)
Source: RefSeq, a predicted model, not a curated record
GAGGAUAUUAAAAAGUUCUUAAACAAGGAAUUAGUCUGGAGUGAGUGGCACAUGAUCCGAGGGCAUCCGGAAUUCACCAAUAAUCCCUUAGUCUCUUCGCCCAAAAUCAACAAAGUACCACACCUUCUUCCCUCGCACACAAUCAAAUCAUUUCCCACGAACCUGUAACUGAACUCAAUAACGUUCUGAUUUCAAAUUAGAGAAGCUCGAAAAUCUCUUCAUACAUCAACGUUAAUGAUGGCUGAAAAACGUCGUCGCCGUGAGCAUCAAAACAUCGCAAGUGGAGGUUCAGGUUCAUCAUCAACAGGAAUGCCACAAUCAAAUUCAUCACCAAGCUUUCUCAAUCCUAUUCACACACUGGGCGCACCGCAAAGAUCUCUUGAUGCUGUGGCAUCAUCACGCCGACCACCCGGUCCUCGAUCUCCUCACGUGUCCUUACCAAUCUCGAGCAAAGUCGAUACUCCGGAUGGCCCUACCGCUGGACGCGUUGGAGAUAAAUCAAUUGCUCAUGCACCAAAGGUGUCACAGGAUUCAAGAAGAGAACUCAAGAAUCCUAAGCCAGGAACCAGUUUUAAGUCAGGCAGAGAAAGCUCUCCCAGCCUCGUACUCGACAACAAAGUUGAAGAUGCAGGACCGCUACAUAACCUCAGGUAUUUAAAGUGGUAUAUGGGACCUCAAUCUAAUGUUGAGAAUCUUGAGCCUCGUGAGAGACAAGCUCAACAACACCUCCGUGGCCGUCUCAAUAGAAGUGCGCUUUGUAUAAACACUCACUUUCAAAAAGAAGAUGAGGAGGUCUCCAGUACAAGUACGCGAAAGAAAAUCAACUCUUCUAAGUCAGACAAAAUCAAAGAACCCUCUUCUAGCAAUAAAAGUCAGGGUGCGACCGCAAAAUCCGCUCCGAUAACCAAGCCGACUUCGACCACAAAGCCAAGUUCAACUACGAGAGCCACUUCUAGCAAUCGGCAUCAAGAUUUGACAACAAAGCCUGCUUUGACAGUAAAAUCAAGUUCAACUGCAAGACCUGCUGCAAAUGUCAAGCCUGACCCUCCGCAAAAGCAUCAGAAUUUACCUUUGGAGAAGAAUAAUCAAAGGCCAGAAAAGUCUCAUCGUCAAACAGAUAAGCCAAUAAAGGUUGACACACUGCCAGAAAAGCUCCAAAACAAUGCUCCAAUCCCUAGAUCCGAGACAUCACUCGCUACGAAGUAUUAUCGAGAAUUAUAUCUACCCUCAAUUGGACUCACUUCCUGCGUUAAUAAAAUGAAAGAAAACGUCGGAGCAACAUUGGAACCAGCCCCAAAGAGUUUACUCUCGACGCCGAUACCCGCUCCUGCUCUAGCAGAAGCAAAACGUGGACAUGUGCUUGCAAUUGCAGCAAGCCUUCCUUCUGUGACUGGCCCCAAUGAAAACGGAUCAUUCCAAACUCCUGGCGCUGUACCGUAUAAUUUGACUCCUUCUCCUCCUGAAAGUGGACAAGAAAGUGAUUGCCGUGGGCAAUAUGGUGGACGUUCGACCUCUCCGUCUGACAACGGUUUCAAUAUUGUUGCUGAGUCUCCCACUGUUUUGGAACUUGAACCGACUUCAGUUCCAGCCAAUGAAAAGACUCCAAUUCAGGAAACUAAAGCGGCGUCUCCAGUUGCCGAAGACCACAGUCCCAACAGGCAAAAUUCGAUCGAUACAAAGAUGCAGGACACAGAAAAUUUAGUCCAGUCUCCGAAAGCCGUCGACCACGAGACUCCUGCGAAUUUUGAAACUGAAAGACCAGGUUCGCACUUUCGAGCCGACGAAAAGAUGCGAGAUUUGAUUGAUUUGACGGAACCAGACGUGAUGAGUGGUGCAGCUUCUCCGGAUUUCAACGACCUCACCGCACGCACUCAAUCCGACGAAGAAAUGCAGGAUGAGAUUGAUCUGACUGGAGAGGAUGAACAGGUACAGAAAUCAAUUGAGCAGGACGAAGAGAUGUCGGAUAUAAUGGAAGAUAAGCAGAGUCCCGUUGAGUACUGCCCAGGAAUAGUGAAUCAUGCGAGUUCUUCGACCUACAGACCCGCCAGUUUCGCGGGACCAGAGGUAGAAUCAGAGCCAGAGCAAGAAGAUGAAGUUGAGGCCGAGCAGCAGAAAUUUGACGAGCGGGUCACAAUCGACCUAACUUUGUCCCGAACUCCAACACCAAAACUCGAAGAUUUGCCCCGGCAAAUUAAUCAAAUCAAUGCUGGCCUUGCCUCCUCCAGAAUCAAUCAAGUCAUCAAGGGAAGAGACAGGGUUUAUGCACAUGAAAACCGUUACCAGGAUAUUGAUGAGGGUGCUCCUCCAGACCUUGUCGAAUCUAUGCCAAACGACAAGGCUCAAACUGGCAAUUCCAUCAAAGACGAAUCUUUUGACAUUCAGAAUAAAUUCAAAGUAGCUGCAUUUCAAGAGAACAAUGGACAAAGCAGAAAACUUGCAAACAACAACUCUGGUCAUGAACAGAGAAAUCCUGUACAAUCAACAUCAUCUGCUAAGCAUGUUGGUGUUGUUCAACCCACUGUGACUGAUGACUUCGUUGAGGCUACUGUAUCUGUUCAGGGCGACGCAAUGGAAAUUGAUAAGCCUACCAAGAUUGGCACACCCGACGAGUCUGUUGUAUCUGGUGAAGGUAAAAAGAAGCGCAAAGGAAAAGGCAAACGCGGAGGAAAGGGAAAAGGUAAAGGUAAAGGCGAUGCUAAGAACACCAAUGACCAAAAUGCUACGCAUUUCGACGAACGAAAACUCAAUUCUGAUAUCUCUCAAAUUCCUAGCGAUACUGAGCAGGACCCUCUCAAAGACCAAAGAGAUAGGAUCAUGAGUGAGGCAGAGAUCAAACAAGCAAUACUGGACGCCUUAACUGUUCCGGUCUUUCCAAAAGCUCCACCAAAAUCUAUGGUCACUGACGAGAAAGCUUACAAGUUGGCCAAGGAAGGAGGUUACUUUGAUUUGUCGUAUGCACUGUUCAGUGUGGUUCCUAAGGAAGUCCAUGACCAAAUUUGGAAGGAUGAAUACGAACGUCCACAGAUUAGCUUGUCGACGAAGAAACCUAAAUGGAUUCGUCCCCUCGAUCCUACAAUCAAACACCCAGCCAAGUCGGAAACCAAUUCUACCGAGUUGGUCAAGGUUUUAUGCGAUAUUGAGAAGUUAUUGAUUUCCGUUUGGGUUGGAGUUGAGUCCAUUAUUGUUGUAUUGUAUUCUGAGCUUGAUGACAAGUUCACCUCACGCGAUCUCGACGAGUAUUUCCGUCUCUACCAAGUGCAGAUCUACGAUGGAUGGACCGCUCUCUAUGCACACCUUCUCACAUUGGCCGAUUGGAAGGAUCGAUAUUUUGCAAUUACCAAUAUCAAGAAGCGAGCUGCUCGUCCCAACGCCAAUCCAUACGCUCAUCUUUUUACAAUCAAGAACCCAUCUGAUCUGCUAUUCUACGGAACCAUAGAAUAUCUUAAAGCUAUGCAAGCUGCUAUGAAGGCUGCCCAAGACGCAAAUGAUUGUGUGAUGAUGGAAGGCCCCAAAUGGAAGCAUAUGAUCGGAAUGAACAAAACUGUUCUGGGCGAGGAAUUUAGUAAAUGCCUUGACGGAUUGAGGAAGUUCAACUCAUAUGUCAGAAAGAGAGACUGGGAUGUUCCCGAAGCGCAUGAGGAUGACGAACUUCCUCCUAUGAUCGCUUCAAAACUAAGUACCAAGAAUGCAUCCGAGCAAGUCUCGUCUAAGGGGAAGGAAGCUGCCGUUAAAGAUGUUGUUCAAGAGAACUCUGGUGAUCUGAGUGAUGGUGAUCCACCAGGGUAUUACGAGGUGUCGUUGGAGCCCAAGGGAAAGCAAAUUGCUGUUGAAGAUGAUACCGAAGAGACAUCUGGCGAUGUAAGCGACGGUGAUCCACCGUACUACGAGGAAGACGACGACGACGACGACGAAGACAAUGAUUACGUCGAGGCUCGUUCUCACCGCCGUCGCAGUGGCCCGAAGCUUUCCGUCCAACCACCCACUCCUACUAAUAGACGUAUCUCUGGUGCCAUCGCCCAUUCGUCUUCUCACCGGGUUCCAUUAGGUAACGAGAUAAAACUCGACAAUGGAAACAAGGCUUCAUCUACUAACUGUUCUUCUCGUCAUCUUUUACCCGAGUAUGGCAUGAAAUCCAACAACGGACGCGGAGCUUCAUCCGGCAGCAAUGCAAUAAAAUCGAGCGAUGAAAUUCCCAGAGGUCGUCCUCUUCACCGAGUCGGUUCCAUCGAAACUCCAGCUUUUAUGAAGACUGUCAAAAAAGGAGCGAAGCGACUUAUGGUUGAAAUCGGUCCGAGCUCGAGCCCCAAUGAUCCCAAGGAUUACUUCGAGACACCAUAAAGAGGCAUUGCCAUAUUGAAUUGUACUACAGCCCGUGGAGGAUAAAUUGCUAUGAAAGAUCCAAGAGAUCUAUGUGUCGUUGUGCUUAUACCAAGGCCAUUAUUGAGAGUAUGAUAUGAUAGGUUAUGCUAGGAUACGAAGAUGUUGUUCGACUAAAGUGGUCAAAUUUUGCAUAUGUUAUACCAUAGCAUUGUUGUUGGACAGAAAUUUUUGACAACUUUCGUAUUUCAUAGCGGGUGCCUUGACGGUUGAGUUAGAUCUUGACACUUGAUUCGGUCAUCCAACAGUUUAGCUUUCUGGCUCUACUGUGUGGGUGGUUGCAGAUAGUCCCCCACAAGAUAGUCAGAAUACCUUUUAUUUUUGACGCGUGUUUUGCUUCAUGAUUGUGAAAUGAGAUGGUUGUGUCAUGAGAUGGUUCAAAGUGAAAGCAGCUGUACAGCAGCCCAAAACCCCGCCUUAUUGCAUCUGCGGAUCAUCAUUAGAUGUGUGCAGUGCAAAUGUACACUUUGGUAUGAGUUGUACACA